UCCCGACUUUUUUCCAAUAAAGCCACUGGAAUAUGGUCGGUUUCUAGUUUUGUCAUUAGGCACAGGGUCUCAGAAAUUUCAAGAGAAGUAUGACGCUACAAAGUCUUCUAGUUGGGGCAUUUUAGGGUGGUUAGCCGGUGGUGGCUCUACUCCAUUGGUGGAUGUUUUCACUCAGGCUAGUGGCGACAUGGUUGACUACCACAUCUCUACCGUCUUCGAAGCCUUACAUCCAAUAGAAAAUUAUCUCCGAAUUCAGGAUAACACUCUAAGGGGUGACUUAGCUUCCAUGGAUUUAGCUACCAAAGAAAACUUAGAGAAUCUCGUGAAAGUGGGUGAGGAGUUGUUGAAAAAACCAGUAACCAAGGUGAAUCUUGGCACGGGCCUAUAUGAGCCUUAUCAUCAUACUACCAAUGAGAUGGCUCUAAAAGAGUUUGCAGCAAUACUCCACAAGGAGAAGUAUGUAUGAGAACUAAGAUCUCCGAAUACUAAUAGAGGAGGCAUUAAUCAAAGAAAGUUGAUGGAAGACCUAACUACACUUUCGGAAAGAAGGCUAAACUCGGAGUCGAUUCAUCACUCUCUUCCACAUUUACACAAGCUCGCCAUGAACUAAGAUUUCCCUAUUCGGUUCAACUAGCUUUUAUUUGGUUUAUUAUGUUUUUAAACUAGUAGUUUAUCCUGUUUGGAGUACAAUCUUUACUUUUUGGAAUAUAUAUCUAGGCUUUGGAUGAAGAGAAAACCACCAUGAGUUGUGAC
Helianthus annuus (common sunflower) is the source of this 753-nucleotide messenger RNA. Its product is annotated as patatin-like protein 2. Lineage: Eukaryota; Viridiplantae; Streptophyta; Magnoliopsida; Asterales; Asteraceae. Bases 188 to 466 code for a protein of 92 amino acids. Gene Ontology annotation, molecular function: monoacylglycerol lipase activity; glycerophospholipase activity. The record is from RefSeq and is a predicted model, not a curated record. The transcript is spliced from 2 exons.